AUGUCACCAUCACGCACAGAACAUCCGACCGACCGUCUGCGUGUCGUUGUCGUCGGCGCCGGACUAGGUGGUCUCGCCGCCGCUAUUGCAAUUUACCGCAGCGGGCUGGCAGAGGUGCAAGUGCUCGAAGCCGCGUCCAAGCUCGGUGAACUGGGUGCCGGCAUCCAAGUCAGCCCAAAUUGCUCGCGCCUCUUGAUCCGAUGGGGCGUCGGCAAGUACCUCGACGACGCAGUGGUCCUUCCCAGGUAUGGUAGGGUUGUCCGCUGGCAGAACGGCGAGGUGUUGAGCCAGGCACCCAUGAUGCCGCAAAUUCAGGAGAAAUACGGCUUCCCCCACUGGCAUGUCCAUCGUGCGGACCUGCAUGAGGCUCUGAGGAGGAAGGUGGAGGAGUUAAAAAUUCCCAUUCUGGUAAAUGCAAAGGUCGUCGCUGCAGACGUUGAGGGGGCCAGCGUCUCUCUGCACACUGGCGAGAAGAUUGACUGUGAUUUCAUUGUUGGUGCUGAUGGGCUACGGUCGACGAUGCGCGAGGUGGUGUUCCAGAACGAGGAAGCAGCUCCGCCCUUCGUGACCGGCGACUAUGCUUAUCGAUUUACGGUACCCACAGAAGACAUGGCUGACGACCCUGUGCUUGCGGAUUGUGUCAGGGUGCCGAUGGCCAUUGGAUGGUGGGGCCCGCGAAUGCACGUUGUAGGUUACAAGUUGCGGAAUGAAACCAUCUUCAACGUCGUCGCUGUCUUUCCCGACGACGGAACGAUGGACAAUACCUACAAGAUGGAAGGUGAGAUCGAGCACUUAAAGAAGCUGUACGACGGGUGGUGUCCCCAGGUCAAGGCCUUGAUCGAGCGCGCAAAACCCGGCACCGUCACGAAAUGGAAACUGAUGGAUUUGCCGCCAUUGCAGAGGUGGCAUCGAGGCAAGCUGGUUUUGAUAGGAGAUGCCUGCCACCCGAUGCUGCCGAUGCAAGCCCAAGGGGCGUCACAAGCCAUUGAGGAUGCCGCGGCCCUGGCACAGUGUCUGCGACACCUGCCUCUCACAGAUGUGGGCACCGUAUUCCAACAACUUAGAUACUCACGUGCCACGCAAAUCCAGAAGUACGCCCGGACACAGCGAGAUAAGAAUCACCUGCUUGAUGGCCCGGAGCAGGAAGCUCGGGACGCCGCCAUGAAGGAUGCGAGUGCUGCUGCCAGAUCUGCGUAUGCCUGGAGCUGGGCUGCCGAGGAUGAUGAACCAGCGAGACCUUGGAACGAAGGGUUGUUCGGGUACGAUGCCGAGGAGGAAGCAUUAAAAAAGAUCAGGAAGCUUGGGUACCCUGUUAAGACCGAGUAG
Molecule: messenger RNA, 1326 nt
Organism: Fonsecaea erecta
Lineage: Eukaryota; Fungi; Ascomycota; Eurotiomycetes; Chaetothyriales; Herpotrichiellaceae
Exons: 2
Coding region: 1-1326 (441 amino acids)
Biological process (GO): secondary metabolite biosynthetic process
Molecular function (GO): monooxygenase activity; FAD binding
Source: RefSeq, a predicted model, not a curated record